GCUGAAAGUUCGUAUAUAUAAAUUGUGUCUAUGUAUUUCAGUCUCGCUCUGCUAGCCCGACACAUAUAUUCCCUCCCUUCCCCCCACCACCACCACCAAAUCCUCCUCUCCAUAUCAACGACAGCUUUCUCUCUCUCUCUCUCUCUCACUCUCUCCCCUGGAGUUCAGUUUCAGUUCAAAUCUGGUUCCGAAGUGCCAGAGUCCACGGUCUCAGUGAAAUGCUCGACGAUUUUCUGGUCGAAUCUCUGUGAAUUUCGCUUAACCAAGGCCCUCUUCGCUUUUCGUAUUGGAAAUGGUGAUCGUUGGCCCGAUAAGUCCUGGACAGGUGUCGUUUCUUCUUGGAAUCAUACCUCUAAUUGCAGCUUGGAUAUAUUCCGAGUUUUUGAAGUACAAGAAAAAUUCAGUCGCUGCCAAAGUGUGAGUUGGAGAAUCUUUUCAAUUGUAGGCAGGGACGAAACUAGGAUUUGGUGUGUGUAAGGGGGCGAUCGGAAUGGCAUGUCGUAGGUAGGGGUGAACGAAGGCACUCCGACGUCAAUUUGGCUGAAUUGGGCAAUGGCACAGUUAAGGAAGAUGAUAGAGCUGUUCUAUUAGAGGGUGGAGGUCUACAAUCAGGCUCUCCUAAAUCUCGAAGUUCGUCCACUACAUCUCCUAUUUUCAGGUUCCUCUUGAUGGACGAGCCUUUUUUGAUUGAAAAUCGAUUGACGCUUAGAGCUAUAUCCGAAUUUGGUCUUCUUAUGGCUUACUUUUACUUGUGUGAUCGCACGGAUUUCUUUGGCUCAACAAAAAAGAACUACAAUCGGGAUCUCUUCUUAUUUCUCUACUUCCUCCUUAUCAUAGUUUCGGCAAUAACUUCUUUCAAGAUACAUCAUGAUAAGUCUCCAUUCUCAGGGAAAUCAAUACUUUAUUUAAAUAGGCAUCAAACUGAAGAGUGGAGAGGUUGGAUGCAGGUGCUUUUUCUGAUGUAUCAUUACUUUGCUGCAACAGAAAUCUAUAAUGCUAUCCGAGUUUUUAUUGCUGCAUAUGUGUGGAUGACUGGAUUUGGGAACUUUUCAUAUUAUUAUGUUCGCAAAGAUUUCAGUCUCUCAAGAUUUGCACAGAUGAUGUGGAGGCUUAAUUUCUUGGUAUUAUUUGCCUGCAUUGUCCUUAACAACAGUUACAUGCUAUAUUACAUCUGCCCCAUGCACACCCUUUUCACGCUCAUGGUUUAUGGGGCACUCGGUAUUCUGAACAAUUAUAAUGAGAUUGGGUCAGUCAUUGCUGUAAAAAUCAUUGCCUGUUUCUUGCUAGUUAUCCUAGUAUGGGAAGUACCUGGAGUGUUUGAAGUGGUUUGGAGCCCACUUACAUUCCUUCUUGGAUACACUGACCCAAAUCCUUCAAAAUCACAGCUGCCCCGCUUGCAUGAGUGGCAUUUCCGUUCAGGCCUUGAUCGCUACAUAUGGAUAAUUGGGAUGAUAUAUGCUUAUUAUCAUCCAACUAUUGAAAGGUGGAUGGAGAAGCUUGAAGAAACAGAAGUGAAGCGCAGAAUAACAAUAAAAAUAGCUGUUGCUCUCAUAUCUUCAAUGGUGGGAUAUCUGUGGUUCCAGCAUAUAUACAAGCUAGACAAGAUUUCUUACAACAAAUACCAUCCGUAUACCUCAUGGAUUCCGAUAACGGUCUACAUAUGUUUACGGAAUGUCACCCAGCAUUUUCGUAGCUACAGUUUGACACUUUUUGCAUGGCUUGGAAAGAUAACUCUAGAGACCUACAUCUCCCAAAUCCACAUCUGGUUAAGAUCCGGUGUUCCAGAUGGUCAGCCAAAAUUUUUGCUUUCUCUGAUCCCAAACUAUCCAUUGUUGAAUUUUAUGCUCACCACUUCCAUAUACAUUGCAAUAUCUUACAGACUAUUUCAACUGACAAAUACCUUAAAAAUAGCAUUUGUUCCCAGUAAAGACAGCAAGCGCCUUCUAAACAACGUGAUUACAGCAGUAGUAACCUCAAUUGUUUUAUACUCGUUGUCUUUUGUGUUCCUGAAAGUCCCUGAAUUGUUGUGCCUCCAGCUGAAUUAACUGGAGUAAAAUCUAGGGUCAUAUAUUCGGUUUGAACCCUGUUUGAUUCAAAUAUGUAAAUAUAGCUAAUAGCAUCGAGGGCCACCGGAUUCUGUCGCAAUUCUGUGAGCGCAGCGCAAUGGUCUACUGCCAAACUUUCUCCACAGCAAAAGCCAGUUCGAAAAUGGAUUAUUCUGCUGAAUGUCACACGGCUAGUUAAUUUGUAAGAUUGUCCUAUUGUCACAUUAAUUUGCCACCCUAUAGUAAAAUGAUAAGAAAGUGCAAUGUACCAGUUAUAUCAAUCAAAUGUGUUAUUGCUCUGUUUUCUAAA
Molecule: messenger RNA, 2355 nt
Organism: Juglans microcarpa x Juglans regia
Lineage: Eukaryota; Viridiplantae; Streptophyta; Magnoliopsida; Fagales; Juglandaceae
Product: protein REDUCED WALL ACETYLATION 2-like
Exons: 17
Coding region: 669-2045 (458 amino acids)
Biological process (GO): xylan biosynthetic process; xyloglucan metabolic process; plant-type secondary cell wall biogenesis
Cellular component (GO): Golgi apparatus
Molecular function (GO): acetyltransferase activity
Source: RefSeq, a predicted model, not a curated record